Messenger RNA from Paramecium primaurelia, 6759 nucleotides. The record is from the annotation of a GenBank genome assembly. Lineage: Eukaryota; Ciliophora; Oligohymenophorea; Peniculida; Parameciidae.
AUGUAAUUUUUAAAGUCCUAUCUUACAGAUUAUAUCAAUACUUAUGUUUAUGAGUAUUUUGAUAACAUUUCCAAAGAAUAGAUUACUACUUAAUUGACUAAAGGAUAAAUUCAAUUAAAUAAUAUGUAAUUCAAACCAUCAAUCUUUAAAAAAUUGAAUUUGCCAUUUAUAAUUAAAGAUAGCAUGAUCAAUAAUAUAAGUAUUACCUUAGGUAAACAAUCUUCUAUUAAAAUUGAUACACUUAAUAUUGUAAUAGAAAUACUCAAUUUAUAUGGAAAUUUUAUUAUGGAAAGUGCUAUCAAAUUAUAAAUUCUUGAAAAAUUUAGAAAUUCCUUAAUUGAAAAUCUGCUAAAAGGAAUGGCAGCAUAAGAUAAAUAACAAUAAGAUCCAAAAAAAAAGUUUGCCUUUAAUUUAUUCCAAAAUAUUGAAAUUGAAUUAAAUAGUUUAAAUAUCACAUUUCUUGAUAAAUAUUGUACUCAAAAUUCUUUUGGUGCCAAAUUAGAACAUUUUACUUGUAAAUCCUCAAUGAAUCCCAAUAAACCCAAAUUAAGGAAUAUUGAAAUCAAAAACCUAUUAUUAUUUUGGCAAGAUCCUAUUACAUAAUUAAAUGCCUAUGCUACUCUUGAAGAUGUGGCUGAAUAAGAAUCAGAUAAUCUAUCCUUUUAAUUAGGAAUAAUAUUCGAUUAAUUAACUUUUAAUUGCUCUAAAAUAUAGUGUAAUGCAAUUUAUAAAUUUUCUGAAUAUGUAUCCUAAUUUACAAUUAGAUAAAAUAAAUAAGUAGAAAAGAGUUCAAAUAAUGAAGAUGAUCAAAAAGUAAAAGGGGAAAUAAAGAAUAUUUUGAAAAGUAUAUCUCUAUUAGAAUAAUCAACUGAAUGUUAAGAAUAUGAAAGAUUAUGUUUAUUGGUGUAAAGUUAAUCUAUAAAUGAUCUUAAAUAAAUAUAAUUUGAAAUUAUGAAAUAUGAUAAAGGAGAAGAAAUAGUAUAAUUAAGAAAAAAGAAAUUAGGAUGGUUUGGAGGUAUGGUUAAAAAUGAUAAAAAAAUGGGUGAAAAAAUUAUUAAUAUACUUGAUGAUUUAGAUUAAGAUCCAAAUAUUAAUUUAAAAACUCUUUAACUAAAAUUUGAAUUAGUUGUUAAUUAAUGUUAAAUAGGAUUAUCUUCUAAUUAUAGAGGUUAAUUAAAUAAAUUGAUCAUUAAUUUCAAAAAUGUUAAUUUAUAAAUGAACAAAACAAAUUAAUUAUAAUUAGAUUUUACAAUUAAAGAAGGAGAAGUUCUAUUAUAAUAUUAAGAUAAAAUUAAUUAUUUAGUAUCUAAAAAUAAAAAUUUUGAAGAAAAAUAUAGUUUAGAAUUACAUCAUACUAAUGAUGAAAAAAAAGAAAGUCUUUUUAUAUAAACAUGUCCAUUCUAAAUAGUUUUUAAUGAAUAAGCUUUUGAAAAAUAUUAUGAUUUAUUUUAUUUUUUUGUUGUUUCAGAAAAUUAAUUACCUAAAUUAACUAAAAAAGCUAAAUAAUAAAUAUAAGACAUAGUUAGUGAUAAAAAAGAAAAGGAUAUUUAAAUUAAAUUAGAAAAAAUAUAUAUAUUAUCUACAAAUGGUAAGGAAACCUUUCUUUUUAGUCCAGGUUCAAUUGAUUUUAAUUAUAAAACUCAAAAUUAAUCUAUUUACAAUAUCAAAAUAUUUGAUACAACAUUUGGGUUUUCUGAAAAAAUAAAUUCAUGUAUUGAUUUUAUACAUCAAUAAUAUUGUUUUAAUAGUAUGAUUAUGUCUAGAGAUUUUAUUAAAAUAACAAAUUGUGAUAUUGAUUUAGUAAUUUAAGUUUAAGAUAAUCAAAUUAAUACUGUUUUAGAAUUAGGAGAUAUGAAUUUUUAAAUAAAUCCUACCAUAUAUAAAUAUUUUUAUUAAUUUUAUGGAACACAUUAUCAAAAACCAUUAAAAGAAAUGAAAAAUUAACUUAGAAAUAAUGAAGAAAAUUAAUAAAAAUUUUGUUUAUUUAGUAAUACAUAUAUUAAAAAUUAAAUAAAAUGUAGAAUGACAUUUUAGGGCCAUUUCAUAAAUUUAUAUGAAGCUGAAAAAGAUGAGAAAAUUAUGAAAAUAGAUUUAUAAAAUAUAUAAUUUAAAUAAUCCAAAGACAAUCAACAUUAUAUUCUUGAAUUAAAAACAAAUGAUUAAAUUAUAAAAUUGGCUUAUUCAAAUGAAGAAGAUAUAUAAUUAGUUGUAAAUAAAUGUUAAAUGUCACGUAAUGAUGAUUAUUAUGUAUAAAAUAUUUUAGAAUAGAAUUUAAAUAAUUCUAUAACUAAUAUAUAGAAUUAAAUACAAUAAUAAGAAUUCUUAUCAUAUAUACAAAUUAAAUUAAAUAGUAUACAUGUUGUUGUAUUAGGAAAUUAAAAUUAACCAUUUAUAAAUAUUCAUCUUACUUAUUUAAAUUUUAUUAGUUUGGGUAAUUAAUUAUAAAGUAAAUUAACUAUCUCAUUUAAGUAUUUUACAAUUAUUAAAGAAUUUAAUUAAUAAAUGAAUAAUUUUGAAGAUAAAAAAUUUUUAGAUAUUCAAAGUGAUGAAAAUACAACUCUUAUUGAGUAUUGUUAAACAUUAAAUGAAAAUUCAAAACUUAAACUUUAUGUAAAUUAUUGUAUACUAAAUUAUAAAGCUAAAACAAUAGGGUUAAUUCUAGAAUAAUAUCCAAUUGAAUUAAAAAAAGAUUGGAAUCUUACUAAAUUUAUUAUUAAUUCAUAUUUAACUUAUUAUCCUGAUCUUUAGAUUAUUUGUAAUUAAAUGAGUGUAGAAAUUAAUAAAAAAUAAAUUUUAUUUAAAUAAAGUGAACUUAAAUCUAUUUAAUUUCAAUAGAAUUAUAUUUCUAUUAUGUUUAUGUAAGAUGAUUAAGAUGAAAACUGUUUAUAAGUAAAUGCAAUUCCAAAAGGAAAUCUUAUUGUUGAUAAUGAAAAUGAGAUGACAAUAAAUAUUAGAUUAGAUGAAGCCUAAGCAAUAUUUGCUUAAUAAUAUACAUUAUAAACAAGUAAAUUGAAAAAAAAAAAUAAUAAAAAAGUACUAUUAUCUUCUUGUAAUAUUGAUUUUGGAUGGAGAGUAGUCUUUUAAACAAAUGUUAUAAAACAUUUUAUGAAUUUUAGAACAAAUUAAUUUAAAUUUACAUUUGGUACUAAAGAUAUAUGUUAUUUAACUAAAUAGAUGUAAAAAUUAUCAAGUCAAAUUACUGAAUUUUAUGCUUCUCAUGAUUUAGCAAAUUAUCUCAUUUAAUAUAGAGUUAAAACAUAUUAAUUAACAUUUGGAGUAGAAUCAUAAAUGUAAACUGUAUUUAUUGAUGAUUAUUUUAAUUAAUCAUUACCAAUAUUUGGUCUAACUUUCAAUCAACCAAUUUGGAAAUUAGAAUUAAAUUUAGAUCAUAUUAAAUUUCAUACUAGAAAUCUAUUUGAGGCAGUUAAUUAUCAUUCUACUAAAUUAGCAUGGGAACCUAUUUUUGAACCUAUUUCAUUAGAUUUCAGUUUAUAUAUUUAGAAUUAAUAACCAAGAAUCAUUUUAGACUUUAAUAUAUCAGAUAUUAUUAAUAUUGAUAUAUCAACAGAAUUCAUUUAAAAUCUAUUAAAAUUUAAGAAAUUGGUUAAAUAGUUUGAAAAUACAGACCUUAAAUAAAAUAAUGAACCAAUUAAUUAAAAUAAUAAUUAAAUACUUACAUAUGAAACUUAUGAAAUAUAAAAUGCUUGUGGUUUAUUGAUUAUAGCAUAUGGAUAAGAUUAAGAACCUAUAUAAUUAAUAAAUUAAUAAAGAUAAAUUACAAAAUGUAAAGGAAUAUUUUAAUUUGAAAUAAUUGGAGUAUAUUCUUCAAUAAAAAUUGAUAAUUGGUCUUUACAAGUAUAAAAAAAGAAAAUAAUAAUAGAAAAAGGAUUUUCAUUAAUUAUUGAAACAAUUGUAGAUGAAUUUAUGAAUUCAUCAAAAACUAUUAUUACUAGUUCUAUUUUAUUAAUUAAUUUAAGUCCAUUUAAUUUAUAAAUUAAAAUUUAAAAUUAAGAAAUUAUAUCUUUAACUAAAGCUGAAAAGUAAUAAUAAAUUCAGAAAUUUUAAAAAUACACAAAUAUUUACACUAUUCCAAAUUAAAUACAAAAAGGUUAAUUUUGUCUUAUUGAAAAUAAUGUUAUUUCAGAAUCAUAUAAUUAUACAGAUAUUGCUUAAAAAAUAAAGAAAGGGAAUUCAGAAAUUGUAAAUCUGAAUAACAAAUUUUUUAGAUUGAAAUCUUUACAAGACCCUAUUAUGAACGAUAGAUCAAUAAUAUCAAUUACUCCAGUUGUGGAAUUCAUAAAUUAAACACCUUUUAUAAUUAUUAUUGAUAAACAUUGUCCUCAAAUCAAAUAAUUUUUACAUUUUAUUAUCAAUUCAAAUUAAAUAAUAGAAGAUUGUGAAAUUAAUCCUUAAAAGGAAUAUCUAUUUAGUUUUAAAAUAGAACGAUAUUAUUAAUCAAUAUAAUAUUCAUUAAAUGAAUUGAUGAAAGGGAAAAAUGUAAUGUUAGAAGAUGAAAAAUGGUAAUUAAAUGUAGAUAGAAAGUAUUUAAGUUUAAUCUUAAUAAUCAAACCUAAAAUAGAUAAUUAUGGAAGACAUCAAAUUACUAUUCAAUUUAAUUAAUCUUAUUUAAUCAAUAAUACAGAUUUAGAUUUAUUAAUAUAUUAAGGAACUGAAAAGAAUUUAGAGAUUUUAGGAGGAUAAAAGUAUAAUACUUCCUUUUAAUCAAUAGUCCUUUAAAAAAUUUAAGAAAAAUAAUUUAUAGUAUUUGAAGAAAGAAAUUCUAAUUUAAAAUCAUAAUCAUUAGCAUUAUCAGAAAUCAUUAAAUUAGAAACUAUAGAAAUCAAAAAAAAAGUAAAUAAUACUCUUUAUUUUCUUCCAAUUUAAAUAGAAAAAUAAUUUAUAUAAUAUGGAGAUUAUACUAUUCCAUUCUUUUAAAUUUAUUACAAGUACAUCUUAUAUAAUAGAUUGGAAUAACCAAUUUAUCUUUGUUAUGAAGAUAAAACAACCCUCCUUGAAUCCUUGAUUAAAUAACCUUUAUAAUUUUGGAAACAGGAACAUUAAAACAAUCCUGAUUUCUCCUAUGAAUGUUCUUUAAAACUUAUUUUUAAUGAUUAAGUUUUAUAAACAGCAAGAUUCAAUAUUAUGAUUCAAUAAUAAUUUGUUUUACUAAUUAGAUCUAUAAAUCUUUGUAUAAGAAAGUUUAUAAAAAUUACAAUAUUGGAAAAAAAUCAUGAAUAUUUUUUGAUUAUUGAUGAUAUUUAAGAUAAAUAAGAUUAUCCAUACAUGAUAAUAAAUGAAUCAAAAUCCUUAUAAAUAUAAUUAAAAAGUGACAAUGAAAAAUUAUCUUCUGGAGAUAGUUUUCCUUUGGCAAAUUCAUUUCAAUCUGAUCAAGAUUUCACUUAUCCAGUAAAUUUAAAAGAUCAAACUAUGAAUUGGAAUAAUUCAAUUUAAUUUUUAUUAAAAUUAGAUUAGGUUGGUUUAAGUGGAAUUGUAGAAAUCAAUGGUUAGAAAUAUGAUUAUGGUGUAGUUAAAGUAGGCAAUCAAAAAUAAUUUAUUUUUAAAGAUUUUUAAAAACCAAGACCAAGUUAAAUUGAAUAAUAAAUAUAAUAAGAGAAAAUUUUAUAUCAUUUUGAUUUAAAGAUGUAGAUUAUAGGUUGUACAAUAUCUUAUAUUGAAAAUUUGAAAACUAAAUGUAAAGAACUUCUUAUUUGUUCACUUGAUAAUAUUAUUAUGGUUUAUUCAUCAAAUGAAUUUAAUUAAAAAUAGAUAAAUUUUAAAUUGUAAAAAUUGUAAAUAGAUUCAUAAUCUAAGAAAAUGUCAUUAUAAAAAACUAUUUUAUUUUCUGAGGUUUCAUAAAACUUAAAUUCAAUUGAAUUUGAAUUAAAAUUAGAUGCAAUGACUAAAGAUUCUUAUUAUUCUUUGGAUUUAGUAAAGAUAAAUCUUGGAAAUUUUUAAUUUUGUAUGGAUAAGAUUUUUUUUGAUAAAUAUGGAGAAUUAUAAGCAUAAUUUUAUGAUUUCUUUAAUUCUUAGCAUACUUAAAAAUAAAAAGGUAAUUAUCUUAAUAAAUUAUUUAAUAAAAAAAAAGUUGAAAGAGCACUUUUUAGAAAUUAAUUGAAAUAGACAAGAAUAUUUGUUAGAAAAUUAAUAUUAUGUCCAAUGAAAAUGAAAAUAUCUUAUUUGAAGGAUAAUUAUUAAUUAGAAAAGUAACAUUUUGUUAAAGAGAAUUUCACAAGUUCACCUUCUAAUCUUUUUCAUAGAAUAUUGAGAUAAUAUAUUUUUGGAGAUAAAAAGUUUUUUUUUAAUAUGCUUAGUUAAUAUUUAACAAAUAGACUUAUGAUAAAUCUAGUAAAAUUAACUAAUUGGAAUUAGAUAAGAAUAAAAAGAGCAAUAUAUGAACCAACUAGAGUAUAUAAAGUUUUCAAUUAAUAAUAAGCUAAUCAUUAAUAUAUGUUAAAGUAGGUAUAGAAAUGUGAUUGUAAUAGGGAAUUAUCAAAGAUAAAAUUUAAUAUUAUUAGUUCUCAUGAUGUUCUUUUAAAAGGAUAAAAUAAAAUAUUAUUUAUAUGUGAUUAGUAAAUAUUUUUUAUUCAUUAAAAUACCAUUUAAUAAUUUUUGGAGUAUGCUGACAUUUAAUUAUUUUACUCUCAAGCAGAUAUUUUACACCUUUAUAUAAUUAUUGAAAAAGAUCAACUAGCUCUAUUAUUUGAAGAUUAGAAUAAUUUAUAGAUAGCGAUAUAAAAUUUAAGUAGAUUUUAGAAUUGA